AUGGGUUACAAUUAUGAUUACUAUUCGGAACGCUCCUACAGUGUUCCUUAUAUGCGAUAUGGACCCUUUGAAAUAACCACGUUUCUUAUGGGAUGUUUCAUCUGUGUAGCGAUUAUGUUUAGUUUUGCCUGUACUAUUGGGUAUCUUGCGGACCUUGCGGAGGAAUUCCCUACACGCACAAAGAAAAUUCUUCAUACAGUGACUCUUUUAGUUUUGAUAAUACAUACUUUUAUUCUUCUCUUAGAUCGUUUGAGUUGGUGGCGCUCGCUUGUGAGCAUUAUAACAAAUGUGUUGUAUUUGCGAAUUCUAGCGAAUUACCCACGCUUCGCAUUCACUCAACCUUUAUCUAUUGCAGCUAUUGUGGGAUUAUUUCUAGAGAUGAUCUCAUGGUAUACCUUCUUUCUCUUUUCUUCUUCUGGAAACAUGUCAAUGGGAGUUACAAGACUUAUUUCUUUUGUUGUAUUUAUUUUACUCGUACCAAUUGGUCUUCUUGUCUCGUUAGAAGUGGAACCGGUAACGUUACCUGGUAGUAGUAUUAGCAACAGAGCUUCCUCAUCAUCCUAUCAUGCGGAUAUUUCUUCUAGUGAACGCAAAAUGACAGUGCUGAAGGCGAUAAAGAGUUGGUUCACAGUUUCAACGGAUUAG
Trypanosoma theileri is the source of this 645-nucleotide messenger RNA. RefSeq lists its product as uncharacterized. Gene Ontology annotation, cellular component: COPII-coated ER to Golgi transport vesicle; Golgi membrane; endoplasmic reticulum membrane. Gene Ontology annotation, biological process: endoplasmic reticulum to Golgi vesicle-mediated transport. The transcript has a single exon. The record is from RefSeq and is a predicted model, not a curated record. Gene Ontology annotation, molecular function: COPII receptor activity. Bases 1 to 645 code for a protein of 214 amino acids. Lineage: Eukaryota; Euglenozoa; Kinetoplastea; Trypanosomatida; Trypanosomatidae.